UUGGCCCUCGGUCCGAACGGAGGUGUGCUGGUUUAUGCUGUUUUGGUAGCAUAGUUUUCCUUCAAGUUUUUCCGAUUGAUGCGGAUUUUCCGUGUGGUCUGUCCGUUACAGAGAUAUUGCCUGUCCGGGAGUUGCUUUUCAGACGGUAUCGCGCGCGCGCAAACCGAACUCAACGCCCGAAAGUUAUUAGAGGAAGGAAAAUUGGCGGAAUUAAGCUUUUCUCUUCUAUUGGCUGAGUUUUCGUGGUCUGGUCUGGUCUGGAUGUGGUGUGAGAUAUGCAGUUAGCUUUCGGAGCCUCCGUGCAGAACUAAAGUGCCGGGCUGUGUGUGCCGUUGGAUUCUUUCACCGAGAUAUCUGUGUCUGGUCUGGCAAUAUCUGAGGAAGAAGAGUGUUUUGCUGAAGAGAGGUGUUGAUUUGCCUAAAAUUACUACCUUCCACGCGAACUAGUCCGUCCUUCACGUGCCGAAGGAACCGUUUUGCCGCGUGUGGGCCAGAUACCUGGCCAAGGUGCAAAUUGGGUGAUUGAUGGCUGUCGGAAUCCCGGUCUGAAGAGAUCUAGUUGCGUUUGUACACACACAGUACCAAUUAGCUUAACAAUUGCACAGUGUAUUACGGAAGGCUCGUGCCCACCCAAGAUCUUCUGAAGGAGUUUAACCCGUUUUUCCGGACGACUUCCAACCCCCAAGUGAAAGUUUAGUGUUCCGCAAGUGUCCCGGAUUCCGACGACGUGGUGACAAGUGACCGGUUUUCCCGCUGCAGUUCCUAAAACCGGAAACACGAUGGGACUGCGCGUUCAGCUCCUUAUUUUGAUGGUGAUGAUAGCAAGUGGUCACGCCGCCAGCAGCAAAUCCCAGACGCUGGGUGCGCCCUGUCAGCACGACAUGGACUGCACCGACAGCAUCCGCGGCAGCUACUGCACCCUGGAGGGCUUCUGCGAGUGCUCUCCGUUCUACGUGCGGCUCAACGAGACCAAGUGCCUGCCGUCCCAACUGCUGGAGAGCGAGUGUGUCCUGUCGGAGCAGUGCUCGAUGCGUGUGGCUAACAGCGUUUGCGUCGAGAGCCGGUGCCACUGCGAGGACGGCUUCUUGCAGUUCCGAAAGCACACCUGUCUGUCACCCGCCCAGCCGGGAACGGUUUGCUACAGCCACGCGCACUGCCGCAUGUGGGACCGGGAAAGUCACUGCGACUUUCUAAUUCCGAACCUGUUCGGACGGUGCCAGUGCACGUCGCCGGCGCGCCAGGUUGGCCCGACGUGCGUGAAGGAAUCGACCACGACGCUGGAGCAGGAGCUGCCCGGGUUUGCGAAGCCUCAGCAGCAGAAACCGGAAGUGGAGCAGGUUUCGACCACCACCGAGGACGAUUCGAUUGUGGUGGAGAAUUUGGUGGUGAAAAAGGGUGACGAUGAGAAGGUGGGACAGCAGGCUGAGGAGCAGGUCCAGGUGGAGAAGGAACCGGUCGGAGAGGAUAGUACGACCUCCAGCGGAAGCUACGACGAAGAGUACGGAACGAGCGAGGAGAAGAAUGAUUCGUAUGACGAUUCCAAGAGUACUUCUCACUUGGAGCAGUACGAAAACACCGAAAAAAAUACAGCUAUCGAACAGGAUGUCGAGAACAACUUCCAGGAAGGUCAGGAGCAUGAUACGGUUGAGACUACCGCGAGCAGUCAUCAACACGACAGCACCGACUAUGAUCAGUACUCGUCGGAAGCGGCUACCGCUAGGCCAACGGAAGAGAGCUACGAGUACGACAGCGGAAGUCACGGCGGAGAAGAAAUCGACGAACCCCUGAAACUCCAUUCCGUUCAUCCCGUUAAUCAGGUUGAACUAAUCGAGAAGCACAACCACAUUUCCGACGAGAACCACUCGAACCUGAUCGAGGGAGAAGACGAAACUACUCCAAAGAGUGACAGCAACCAAGAAUCGUACGAAGCUAUCAACGAUAGUUCCGAAGGAGAAUUAACCACGGAGUUCAACGACAUCAACCGCCGUGAGGAUGUCGUCACCGCACAAGAAGCAACAGAUGAAGAGUCCAGCGCUGACGAUACGCAAGAAACUACCGAUAGGUUAGAAAAGGAGAACGAAAUCGAAGACGAAACCCCCGAGCAUACCACGCCGACCAUGGUUCGAUUGGCCAGCCGGACUACGCUGAUGGAACCGGAAGCCCCAGUUUCCACGACUGUCGCAACGCUAAUUGCCGAGUCGGAAACCGAAGCGCUAACAACCACAACGGAACAUUUAACCACCACCACAUCUAGUACCACAUCAUCUAGUACCACAACCACAACUAGUACUACCACUGCUUCGCCCGUUUCAAGCACAGAUGGCAGCAUCAGAGUAAAACAUCAGGGUAUUCGAACACGUGUUGAUCUUGGCGAUGGGCCAAUUUCGCUCGGAUUGGCGUGCGUCAACAACCGCCAGUGCCAACUGGCCGACCCGUACACCUACUGCAACGAGCUCGGCCGGUGCGACUGUGCCCACUCGCAGGUGUCGCCGGACGGAAUCUGCAACGCUGCCAACACCGGUUGCUCGCCGGGAACGUUUCAGUGCCGCUCGAGCGGAAUCUGCAUCAGCUGGUUCUUCGUGUGCGACGGCCGCCCCGACUGCAGCGACGCCUCCGACGAGGAGUGCAACUUUUCGCUGAAAGCCAACAUCACCAACUGUCCGGCGCUGUCGUUCCGGUGCGAGCAGAGUGGCCGCUGCAUCUCGCGGGCCGGAAUCUGCGACGGCAAACCGCAGUGCCCCCAGGGCGAGGACGAGGUCGGGUGCGAUUUCCGGAAGAGCCGCAAGUGUCCGGAGCACACGUUCAUGUGCCGGAGCGGCGAGUGCCUGCCGGAGUACGAGUACUGCAACGCGAUCGUGUCCUGCCGGGACGGAAGUGACGAGCCGCCCCAUCUGUGCGGGUCCCGGUCGGUGCCGAACUUUUUCGUGAAGCUGCUGUCGACGCCUAACAGCCGGAGCCGGAAUUUCUGCCCGUUGCGUUGUGGGAACGGAAACUGCCGCUCGACGGCCAUCGUGUGCUCGGGACGGGAUGGGUGCGGCGACGGAAGUGACGAGGAGAGCUGCUCCGUCUGUCGUUGCCCCGCACCGUCAUCAUUCGAGGAAACCGUGGCGGCACCGGUUCUGCCCCCGGUCAGCAAGUCCAAGCAACGAAGUAGGACAGGUCGCAUCACGGGAAAUUGGCAGUAGAGGCAUGGAGACGCACGGUACUUCAAAUCAUCAGUUUGGCUGAGCGAGUGAAAUUACCGAAAAUAACCGCUUCCGGGCACGCACGCCUAGCAAAUGGCGAAUGAAUGACUUUUACUGUUAAGUCUUAUCAAAACACGGUGCCAACCAGCUGCUAUCGCAGAGACCGCAAAUUUUACAGCAGCAGCAGCAGUUUGCAAAACCGACGAAUCGUCUGGCCGCUGCUCCAGUUUCCGCAGAUGGCUCCUCGUAUCGCAAUUUUAUCUUACACAUAAACAUACACACAUACGCAAUUAAGCACACAUACACGAUAGGCUGGUUCAAUUUGUGGGAUGUCCUUGAAUAACUUUGCAGUUUUUUGCGAUAAUAAAUUGUAACAUUACGUUGAAAAAAGGUCCAUCAAACAACCUUAUCAAAAACUGUAAAUUGAUCAAAUUUAGUCAUUCAGCCUCUGAUUAAUUUGAAAAUGUUAAAAAUUUAGGUAUGAUUCUUACCAUCAUAUAACAGGAGUCAAAUUUAACCUUUAUUAAGCAAUAGUAACUAGUUCAAAGAACUCGUCAAAUUAGAACCAGCCUAACCCCCACACAUCAGACAGUUAGCAUAAACGAGUGCGCAGUUUUGUAUGUUAGAGAAAACUUCGUCCAGGGCAGAGGAAGAUGUGCGUGUUGUUCGUACGACUGAGAGGCGUAAGCGCUAAAUAUUCAUAGGGAACAAACUUGUACAUAUAUAUAAACGGACCUAUUAGUA
Molecule: messenger RNA, 3929 nt
Organism: Culex pipiens pallens (northern house mosquito)
Lineage: Eukaryota; Metazoa; Arthropoda; Insecta; Diptera; Culicidae
Gene: ImpE1
Exons: 7
Coding region: 780-3185 (801 amino acids)
Molecular function (GO): protein binding
Source: RefSeq, a predicted model, not a curated record